Molecule: messenger RNA, 969 nt
Organism: Paramecium sonneborni
Lineage: Eukaryota; Ciliophora; Oligohymenophorea; Peniculida; Parameciidae
Source: the annotation of a GenBank genome assembly
AUGAGUAUUAAUUAUGCAAGUAAAGUAUAAUCGAUUAUAAACAAGAAUUAGGAAAGAGAAGCAGAAGAUAAUCGUUAAAUUCUGAUUUUAUGCAAAUACAUAAGUCUUCAUAAGUAAGGCUAUAUCAAUCUUAUAUUUAAAGAAUAAUAAAACAUUCACAGAUUCAAUAUCUGUUUCACUUCAUCAAUCAAAGUCAACUUUUAACAAAAAGAAUAUUUCAAAAUUAGACUUGUAACUAAAAUAUUUAUUAACAAAUAUAGAGAUGAUCCAUUUGGUAAUCUUAAAAGUAAAGUGAUUGAUUCCAAACCAAAAACUGAAGUUACAAGAAAGAAAUUUAUGUUCAAUCAAAAAGGUUAAAUGAAGAACUUUCUCAAUGCUAUUGAUGACUAUAUUGAACAAUUAAAUGAGAAUUCAGAUUGCUGCACUAUAACAUCCGAUUCUUAAAGUAAUUUAGAGAAUAUGUUGUUUCUUAAAUUUAAUAUUAUUCAAAAAAAGUAGGAACAAUUAAAAAUUAAAUACAAAAAAUUAUAACAAUCUCAUUCUAUUGAGAGAUGUGAGAAUUAGACAUUGAAAAAUCAGUUGUAUGAUUUGCAUCGUCAACUAGAAGUAGAGUAAAGGAAAAAUUAAAUAUAGCAGAUAAAUUUAGAGAGAUAGGAAUAAAAAAAUAAAGAAUUAAAAAUAAGAUAUCAAUAUUUAUCAAAUUCUUAUCUUAGAGAAAAAUUGAAAUAAGAAAAUUAAAAAUUAAAAAUAUUGCAGAAUAGUAUUUCAAUAUAAGAAAGUAAUAUUGUAUAAAAUAAUAAUUAUAUUUAGCCUUAAGAUACAAGUUAAUCUAGUUAAUUGUUAGAUGACAGUACAGUGAGAAGAUUUCUAAAAUCAUAAAUUCGAAAAUUAAAAUAAAAUAAUAGAAAAAUUGAUGAUUAUUCUAAUCUUUAUAAAAAAUAUAGUGAACAUAACAUUGAAAACUUUUGA